Messenger RNA from Alnus glutinosa, 948 nucleotides. RefSeq lists its product as uncharacterized. The record is from RefSeq and is a predicted model, not a curated record. The transcript has 7 exons. NCBI's taxonomy places the organism in Eukaryota, Viridiplantae, Streptophyta, Magnoliopsida, Fagales, Betulaceae. Gene Ontology annotation, molecular function: calcium ion binding. Bases 175 to 705 code for a protein of 176 amino acids.
AACCUCCUAUUUGGGAAAGAACCCAAAUAAAGAAUUAUUCCGUCACACCCUAUAACCAAAAAAUGUCUGCACUUUAAUGCUUCGAUGAUGACAACGUGACCACAGUCUGUAUAUUAUCUUCUGCUCUUGAACCGGUGCCGCCCACGUAACAGCUCGGAUUCUCAGUGAAAGGCAAUGGGGAGCGCACCAUCUAUGCUAACUCAAUAUGAUAUUGAGGAAGUGAAGGGGCACUGCAAUAAUCUAUUUUCCCAGCAAGAAAUAGUGUCAUUAUAUCAAAGAUUUUGCCAACUUGAUCGCAAUGCAAAGGGUUUUAUCUCAGCUGAUGAGUUCUUAUCAGUUCCUGAGUUUGCGAUGAAUCCGCUUUCUCAGCAGAGGCUGCUUAAGAUGGUGGAUGGUUUGAAUUUUAAGGACUUUGUGGCUUUCUUGUCUGCAUUUAGUGCGAAGGCUACUAUGCAGCAUAAAAUUGGGUUUAUUUUCAGAGUAUAUGAUUCAGACAGUAACGGAAAGGUGUCUUUCAAUGACAUAUUCGAAGUGCUUCGGGAUUUGUCUGGUUCAUUCAUGUCUGAUGAGCAAAGAGAGCAAGUAUUGAGCCAAGUUUUGCAAGAAGCAGGUUACACGAGGGAAUCUUAUUUAAUGUUGGAUGACUUCAUUAAGGUUCUUAACAGUUCUGGCCUAAAAAUGGAUGUUGACAUUCCAGUUGACUGAUUUAGGCUAGCCCUGCUGUCUUUUGCUACAAUUCAAGAUGAAAAUCCGGAAGCCGGAUACUCAACCGGCAAAUGCGUUCUUGUAGAAUUGGAACCACACACCUCUGUUGAUAUACACUUUUUUUUUUUCUUUUUUAUAUAUAUAUAUAUAUAAUAAAAUGAUUUGAUAAACAAUAAUAAUAAUAAUAAAAGAAUCUGUGUAUUUAUUUCAAUAAAAUAUCAAAUGUCAUUUAUAGCUCUCUAA